This is a messenger RNA of Photinus pyralis (common eastern firefly), 1944 nucleotides long. It is a transcript of the gene SCaMC, whose product is annotated as calcium-binding mitochondrial carrier protein SCaMC-2. Gene Ontology annotation, biological process: transmembrane transport. The transcript is spliced from 7 exons. The record is from RefSeq and is a predicted model, not a curated record. Gene Ontology annotation, molecular function: calcium ion binding; ATP transmembrane transporter activity. NCBI's taxonomy places the organism in Eukaryota, Metazoa, Arthropoda, Insecta, Coleoptera, Lampyridae. The coding region runs from base 145 to 1575 and encodes 476 amino acids.
AACGUGGUGGUGGUGGUGGUGGUUGCAAACCGGGCCGUCGGUCGCUGUCAAAAACGCGUAAGCAAAGUCGCAUUGCGGAAAUGUGGAUCUAAGUGUGCUGUGUUUGUUAUGUGAUUUAAUUAAAUAGCGACAUUUUAAAUUGCAAUGUUAAAUCGGGGCAGUGCUGCGAAGAAAGACGAAUUUCUGAAUCACCAUUUGCCGCACGAGGACGAGGAGCGUUUGGAGAAGGUGUUCGCGAAUCUCGACCGCGAUGGAAACGGAAAGAUUGAUAUACACGAUCUGUCCGUCGAACUUAAAAAGUUGGGGGUGCACCAUCAUUACGCGGAGAAAUUCAUACAGCAAUCGGAUAAGACUCAAAGCGGAGACGUGUCCUUGGCGGACUUCAUUCUGUACGUUAAGGAGCACGAGAAGAAUCUCAGACUGCACUUUUCGCAUUUGGACAAAAAUAAAGAUGGCAAAAUCGAUCUCGAUGAACUUAUCCGAGCAUUCCAGGAGCUGGGCGUACCGCUAGAGCGCCAGGAAGCGACGAAUCUCUUACAGAGGAUGGACCAGGACGGCAGCCUCAACAUCAGCUACGAUGAGUGGCGGGAUUUUCUGCUGCUGGCGCCGAGCAGCGAUAUCCAUCAGCUCAUCAACUACUGGCGUCACUCCACCUAUUUAGACAUCGGGGAGGAUAUGAACGUUCCUGAUGAUUUCACUCAGACAGAAAUGCAAACUGGUAUGUGGUGGAGGCAUCUAGCGGCCGGUGGCGUUGCGGGAGCAGUGUCACGAACCUGUACCGCCCCGUUAGAUAGGUUAAAAGUAUUCUUGCAAGUACAAUCGUCCCGGCAAACUAUAUCCGAGUGUCUCCGCUCGAUGCUGAAAGAGGGCGGAGUGGCCAGUUUGUGGCGCGGGAACGGCAUUAACGUUCUUAAGAUCGCGCCGGAAACGGCCAUAAAGUUCGCGGCCUACGAGCAAAUCAAGAGGUUCAUUAAAGGCGAUGGCGAUCACACUUUGGGAAUGUACGAGCGUUUCUGCGCCGGGGCGCUGGCGGGCGGGAUCAGUCAGACGGCGAUAUAUCCCCUGGAAGUUUUAAAGACGCGACUCGCGCUCCGAAAGACGGGGCAAUACAAAAGUAUUUUAGACGCCGCCACCAAGAUUUAUUCCAAUGAGGGCGUAAUGAGCUUUUAUCGCGGCUACAUUCCAAAUAUCUUAGGCAUCAUACCGUACGCCGGAAUCGAUCUGGCUGUGUAUGAAACGUUAAAGAAGAAGUACCUUAAAACGCAUUCUAGCAACGAGCAACCCGGCUUUUGGCUUUUACUUGCGUGCGGCAGUUGUUCAAGCACUUUAGGCCAGAUGUGCUCGUACCCAUUAGCAUUAGUUAGGACUCGGUUGCAGGCGCAAGUUACACAACGAUCCGUCGACAAGGUGAACACGACCAUGACGGGCGUGUUUCGUACAAUAGUUCAAAAAGAAGGCGUACUAGGCCUGUAUCGAGGCAUUACGCCGAACUUCAUCAAAGUAAUGCCUGCAGUAAGCAUAAGUUACGUCGUUUACGAAUAUUCAAGUCGACUACUUGGAGUGAACAUGACGUGAUGUAGGCAAAGCUUAGGAAUCCAUUUUAUUUAUUCUGAUAAAUGUAAUAAAUACAACCCUCUCAGCGCGCAGGAGUGAAGAAAUCUCUGUCGCGGCAAAUUACGUGAAUGCUAUUUAUUUUGUAUCGAUACUAAGAAGCUUGUUACCCUUUUUUUCGAGAAUUUUUUUUUUUUUUGGUCCAGGUGGUGUGUAACUUCUGCCUUUUUCACUUUAGGUGUUAAAAUAAAUAAAUGUAUUUACUGAAAUGACAUUCAAUUAAUGUAUUCCAGAGGUUUAAAGUUGAAAGAUGAUGUGAUGUACUUAAUAUUUUAAUAUGUUAUAAUUUAUUGUAAAUGUAUUUCUAUAAAAUGUAUUAAAAAUUUAAUAAAG